Seminavis robusta is the source of this 1359-nucleotide messenger RNA. The record is from the annotation of a GenBank genome assembly. NCBI's taxonomy places the organism in Eukaryota, Bacillariophyta, Bacillariophyceae, Naviculales, Naviculaceae.
AUGGAAGGUUCACCUAGCUGCUCGAACUCGAACAAUGGAGUGCUUCUUUUUGGCGAUGACUAUGUUCCGGUGCCAAGGCUUGCUGUCAAUCCCGAAGUCGGGAAUAACCGCAUUGUGGUCCACAACUACCAGCAGUUCCAAGAUGAGACUGCGUACUGUGCUCGCAAAGUACAAGAGAUGCUUGAUUCUGGUAUGGAUCUUCAGCACGAUGGAAACCAGAAGCUCUUUGAAGUCAACAGGAGGCGCAUUCGGAAUGGGUACAAGACACUUCCCGAGUUCAUCUCUGACUAUGACAUGGUUGGCAUCUGGUGGGUGCGCCAUCUUAUCAAAGAAAAACGCUUGAUGAUCCCCCACGAAAAUGACCGCGGCGACAUUUCCUUGUAUGAACGACUCUUCAAGCUGAAGCUUCUCCUUCCCGAUCCAUGGGUAGAGCCAUUCAAAACCACCAAGUUCUGUGAGAUUUGGGAGAUGGAUGAAGACCAGUACAUGAUGAGUUACCAUCGUUUCUUGAGUGAUGUCGAUCUUUACACUGAGCUUGUCGAAGAUUCCAGCGAUGAUGAUGAGGAUAUGGUCAAUAUGGGUGGCAUCAACCUCGGCAAACUCGAACGGCUUCUUGACAGGCAGGGCACCGAAGAUUUUGCUGAAGUGUCUGCCGACGAUGAUUAUUCUGGUUCUGGUGUCCUUCCCGAAAACCUUUUCCAGCCUGGGGAUGUCUAUGACACAGACCAAACUGACCACACUCGGGACGACGAAGAUGACCUUGCUGCAAUGGAACCGGAAGAUGUUCCAUUAGAAGAACCAGUGGAUGAACCAGUGGAUGAACCGGUGGAUGAACCGGUGGAUGAACCGGUGGCAGUGGCUGUGCCGGUGGCAGUGGGAGAAGAAAGUGGAACCGAGAUUGACGAACUUUUGCUCCAACCAGUUGGCUGGGUUCUGUCCCAAGUGGAAGAAGACACAGAAACCACCGAAGAGACGGAAGGAGAAAACCAAGGCACCCAGGAAGAAAACCAAGGCACCCAGGAAGAAAACACCGAGGAAGAAGAGACCGAGGAUGAAGAGACCAAGGAAGAAGAGACCCAAGAGACCGAAGAGACCAAAGAGACGGAAGAAGACCUUGACUCCAAAAAACGUGCCACUUUGGACACUGCAGAGGAUGAUGUCACGGAUGUCACGGAUGAAAGCCCAACCAAGAAAACCAAGACUGACAGUAGCGAUGAAGAGGAGGGCGAUAGCAGCAGCGAGGGAGAAGAAGCAACCCAUGAUGGAGGCGAUGGCAGUGACAGUAACAAUGAGGAUGAGGAUGGCGAGGGCGGAUCGGAUGGAAUCGAAAUACUUGCAACCGGAAGCUUUUCCUAUUAG